Messenger RNA from Saprolegnia parasitica CBS 223.65, 801 nucleotides. RefSeq lists its product as hypothetical. The coding region runs from base 1 to 801 and encodes 266 amino acids. Gene Ontology annotation, molecular function: acyltransferase activity, transferring groups other than amino-acyl groups. The record is from RefSeq and is a predicted model, not a curated record. The transcript is spliced from 2 exons. NCBI's taxonomy places the organism in Eukaryota, Oomycota, Saprolegniomycetes, Saprolegniales, Saprolegniaceae.
AUGCACAUCCAUCGUCUCUUCUCCGCAAGCAGUUUCUUGGACGCCACACGCGCGCUUCGCUUGACGGCGCUCGAGGCGAGCAACCGGAUCGGGUGCCUCUCGCUUCUCGAUCCAGCAGCCGCGUGGUUCGUGCUCUCGGCGUCGGAGACGUCCCCGAUUGCUUCGUACGCUGUCGUGUCGGCGGCCCGCGGCGCGCUCUUGAGCCCCCACAUGGAUCCUAGUGCUGCUCAGGAAUUGGCCCAGCACCUCCAAACGCUACAGGAUCUACCCGAGUUUGAUUCAGUACGUGGCACACCCGAGAGCGUCCAGAGCUUUGCGCUCGGUCGCGGCCACUGCACCCAAGACGACGUGCUCUACCGACUUGGCGAGCUCACGCCCCCGAUGCAUGUUCGCGGUGCCCUGGUGCUGGCGACCGCGGAGCACAUGGCGCUGCUCACCGCGUGGCAAGUCACCUUUGUGCGCGAGUGCUUUGGCGUGGACGAGCCCGAAGACAAGGCGUCGGCGUUCAUUUCGCGCGGCAUAGCGCGUCAAGCGCUCUACCUCUGGGUCGUCGACGGGUCGGUGACGACCGUGUACAUGCUGGGUCCGAUCUUCACGGCCCCGCAUGCCCGCGGAACAGGGUUCGGAAAGGCGCUCACGGCGGCCAUGAGUGCGACGCUGCUCGAGGCGCGUCCGACGCCGCGCGCUAUCGUUACGCUCUACGCCGACUCGAAGAACCCCGCGUCGAAUGCCGCGUACAAGGCGAUUGGGUUCGUGCCAAUCGAACGCGACGUGACGUACGAGCUGCGUGACGCGCCGUAG